Molecule: messenger RNA, 925 nt
Organism: Selaginella moellendorffii
Lineage: Eukaryota; Viridiplantae; Streptophyta; Lycopodiopsida; Selaginellales; Selaginellaceae
Product: high-affinity nitrate transporter 3.1
Exons: 2
Coding region: 220-846 (208 amino acids)
Biological process (GO): nitrate transmembrane transport; response to nitrate
Cellular component (GO): plasma membrane
Molecular function (GO): nitrate transmembrane transporter activity
Source: RefSeq, a predicted model, not a curated record
CGCGCUAGUUUCCAGGGUCAGAGCUCUCCAACAGGCAAGCUGUGGCUAAUCCGCGACUCUUUGAGAUCCUCUCGUGUGGCGCCUUUUGUCCUUCGCUGGGCCGAUUUGGCCAAUGGUUGACUGGUGCGUGUGGGAGAUAUAAUCUCUGGGGAUUCUCGUCUUUGAUUGUUCUCUCGUCGCCUUCGAUUGGGGUGGAAGCCAAAGUAGCAAGCAUCCAAGAUGGCUGUUUUCGAUUGCGUGCUGCUCGUGUCGAUUGCUUUCCUCGCUUUGGCGCGAUCCGUCCAUGGCGGUGUUUCCUUCGCGAGCUUGCCGAGGAGCUUGGUCGUGACGGUGGCGAUGAACGAGCAAGGGCGCUUCUUAAACUCCGUGGAAUCCGGAAAGGACCGACUCCUGAUCAACUGGUCCGUGAAUUCCUCCGUCCCAGCUCCCACAAACUUCAAGAACAUCAAGCUCAAGCUCUGCUACGCGCCGCCUAGCCAGGAAAACCGCGGCUGGAGGAAGAGCACCGAUGAUCUCAAGAAGGACAAGACGUGCCAAUUCGACAUCGCGACGCAGUCCUACGCGGGCGCCGCUGGAAACUCCACCGAGUGGCUCAUCUCCAAGGACAUCCCGGGAGCGCUCUACUUCGUGCGAGCUUACGCGAUCAACUCGACCGGGAGCCAAGUCGCGUACGGGCAGAGCACGAACGCGGCCAAGACGGAGAACAUCUUCACCGUGAUCCCAAUCACCGGCCGCCCCAAAUCGCUCUACAUUGCCACCGCUUGCUUCUCCCUCUUCUCCGUGGGAUCGCUCGCGAUCUUCUUCACGAUCGAGAGGAAGCUCGCCGCUGCCAAGAAGGGGAAAUAGAUCGAUUUGUCUGGAUCUUUGUAAUGAAUUUGCGAGAGCUAAUCUCUUGGAAAAAAAAAUGCGACUUUCUUUCUCUUUC